CAUCUGUUCAGUCCUCACCUUUCACCGUCUGAUGUUUUGCUGAGAGUCGAGGGACGCAUUUGAUCCGAAUUGGGAGACCAGUCAUUAGUUCUACUAGCAGCAGCCGUUUUCUACUGAAUCAUACUUCAGUGCCAAAAGAUGAGUCGUGGAUAUUCUGAAAACAAUAAUUUCCCAUAUGACAAUAAUCAAAUGGUUUUGGACAUGAUCCUCUGUUCUUUAAUUGGAGUCCCUCAGCCUAUCAACUGGGACAGCGUGGCAAGGCUGGUGCCAGGCUAUUCAUCCAAAGAAUGCGCAAAAAGGUUUGAGGAACUGAAAAGCAGUGGAAAUUCUCCAGUUGAUAAUCAUUAUAAUCCACUAAUGGCCAGUGGUGGAAGCCCUGUGGAAACACUAGCCACGUAUAUAAAAACCUCGCUUCUUGAUGCCCAGGGAGAGUUACAGGAGCCUCCUAAUGAACAAGAUGCCAUUUCUCUGAAUGGAAGGCCAAGUGUAGCUUCCUCAAGGAAUUGCUCUUCAGAAAGUGAGAAAUGCCCUGCACAUAAAGGUCGAGAAAAUGCUGAUGAAACACAAGGGCCAAAUAUGGUGAUCCAUGUGUGUGAUGAAGCAAAAAAUCUGAAGGAAGAUUUUGUUUGCCCACGCGAUCUUUUGAUUUCUGAAAUGAAGUACUUUGCUGAAUAUCUGUCAGUGGAUGCCCAGCGCUGGGAAGAGGUGGACAUUUCUGUUCACUGUGACGUUCACAUCUUUAACUGGUUGAUAAGAUAUGUUAAAAGGAACACUAAGGAGUAUGAAGUGCAUGAAAUACCUGCCUUAGAGCCAAGCAAUGUCAUUUCAAUUCUCAUUUCCUCAGAAUUCCUGAAGAUGGAUUCCUUAGUGGAAAAAUGUAUUCACUAUUGCCACAAAAAUAUGAGUGCUAUUGUAGCCACACCAUGCAACAUGAACUGUAUCAAUGCUAAUCUCCUGACACGCAUAGCCGAUCUCUUUACGCAUAGUGAAGUGGAGGAGGUGAAAGACAAGAGAGAUAAAUUUAAGAGCAAACUUUUUUGCAAGAAGAUAGAAAGGUUGUUUGAUCCUGACUACCAGAACCCGGAUUCUCGGGGCAAUGCAGCAACACUAUAUAGGUGCUGUUUGUGUAAGAAACUUCUGACUAAGGAAACUGAAAGAAGAAUCCCAUGUAUUCCUGGAAAGAUCAAUGUGGAUCAGCAUGGAAAUAUUAUCUAUGUUCACAUAAGAGAUAAAUCUUGGGAAGUCCAUGAAUACUUGUUGAGUCUUUUUGAAGAAUUAAAAUCUUGGCGAGAUGUAUACUGGCGUCUUUGGGGAACUAUCAAUUGGCUAACCUGUUCAAGAUGUAAUCAAACAUUCCUAUGUACUGAAUUCUCACAUUGCCAGUAUCACACUCAGCCAGUCCUCUACCCGGGCAUUGCAAGUGCUCUUGGUUCUCCUGGCAUUGGAGUCUAUUCCUGCUGUAACCAAAAGGUUCUUAGAUUUGAUCCUGCUCCUCUUCCAAAAGGGUGCAAAGUGAGGGAUCAUGUGAUUGGAGUGCCUGCAGGAGGCGAAGGCGGGGAUGCUGUGCCCUAUCAGACUGCUAAGAUCCUGCAUGACCUGUGUCAACACAGAAAUGUCAUAGUUGUGCCUUUUGAAAAAGAUCAAAAUAGUGAUUCUGGAAUUGGGCUGUGUGACGAGAAGAGUAUUGAAUGUGAUGUGCUUUUGGAGCCAAAUUCACCGUGGGGUCCCAAAACAGGAGAAAUUAAUGCUUUCCUUUCUUUGAAAAACUGGACUCUCCAGCUGAAACAGCAGUUGCUGCUCUCGGAAGAUGAUGAGUAUACAACUGGGUCUGAGGUCACGGAGGAUGAAGUAGGCGAUGAAGAAGAAGUAUAUAAGAAACCAGGAAGAAAAGAGAGGCCAAAGAAGUUCAUCAAACAGCCAAAGAAACAAGGGUCUUCUCCUAGUGUCCAAAAGAAGGAAAAGGUAUUGGAGAAGUCUAACUCUCGAGAUGCGUCUCCUUUUGUUGUGAGCAUGCAGCAGAGUAAAUGGGAUUCUUCCAGAUCAUUGAGGUACAAUCAAGAUGCUCAAAGAGAAGAAGAUCAACGGAGAAUGGCCGAGAUCACAGGACACCUAAUAAAAAUGAGGCUGGGAGAACUUGACCGAGCAAAAUCAAAAGAGAACAAAGAAUCUGCCGCUGGAAUUUAUGCAAGGCUUGAAGCUCAGAUCAGGGCAACAGCACAAGUCAACAGUCGCCAGAACAUCCCAGAAAAAAAUAUAAGGACUAAAACCCGCUUUGCCCAAGGCCGCCCAACGUAAAACACAAACUUGCUCCAGAACAGAAGCCAAAGCACUUUUCUGCCUCCUCAAACUGCAGUGGACUCCAGCUCCUGGGGACCCAUCUUCCUGAAGCUUUUUAAAGUUACUCAUUUAUUACUGUAUGCCAUUUACAUUUAUUAUGGUUUUAAUGGAUGAAUGAAGAUUUUCUUGUAUGCUUAAGGUGUAAGUACACCAUUUCUUGUUUGAAACAAAGUGCAUUUUUUUUGCUAAGCAAUGGUGCAUUUCUAGACCUUGCAAAAUGACUUUAUUGAAGAGGAGCAGGGAGUGGGUAUUAAGGGUGGUGAGUUUCAUAUUCACAUGGUGCUUCUGAGUUUUGAGCCAAGGAUCUGCUAUUUAUCUGUAUUUGAAUAUGUAUUGAAGGGCUAUCAAUGAUCUGGCUGUGCUGGAACUCUAUUUAAAUCAAUGCCUGUGCUACCUGGUUAAAGUUUACACUGAGUUGAAUGGCUAGGUUUCUCCAAAUCUGCUUUUUUUCUCAUUCUGGGCAUGUAUCCUACGCUAUAAGUAACUUCCUUACCACUCUCUGCUGUAUUUUCCUUGAGACUUGAUUUAUUUUUGUAGUAAGCCAUGCCCACUGCACGAUGCAGUGCUGUUGUCACUACACCCACACACUGGGAGCCAUGCUAGAAAUACUUCCAAAUGCAGACUUCUGACAUCUGUAGUGUCUAAAACAAGAAUCUUUAUGGAAAAGGAGCUGCAUGAUCCAAGUCCAUAGGCUGUGUUACAGAGCCCCCUACUGGUCUUGCUGCAAGGAACCAUAUGGGCUAAAUUUAGGUGAAAUGUACAUGUAUUUUAUGCUCUUCCAACCAUUGAAAAAUGGCUUGUAGAACAUCUUUUUGUUGCUCAAGGUGGUAAAUAGAACCAGUUAAGAUGUAUUCCGUAUUUACAGUUAAAACAAAUUAGCUUAGGUAGCAGAAACCAGAUUGGCAUGCCUAGUUGGCUACAGCCUCAAAAUCUGCCACAAUAAAACUGCCUUGCAGCUCCCCCCACCCCACCCUUUACACAUCCCUGAAAAGGGAUGUGAUCCUGACCCUGCUGUGCAUACUUACAGUGUAUUAUCAGAAAGUACUACUGGCUGGUGCAUCCUUAACACAUUUAAACACGGAAAUCAAUAUUGGACUUAUCUGUAUGAGCUUCGUCGGAUAUUCCUUAAGUGAGUCACCUUUCCCAGAGAAGUACUGAGUUUUGUUAGGGGUGGUAGGAAAGGCUGUCCAGCUGUGGGAUAUAUCACAGCGUAGACAGUCUUCUAUGAACAACCACCUGCUUGUGAUACAGCCUUUUAAACUGCAUCUCAAAGCAAAUGUUGAAAGAGAAAAGGCAGAGGGGCAGCCCCAACACUUAGCCUGAACUUGUUCAAACUCUGGAAGAUGCUUAUGGACAGUGAGAUCCUGGGAGGGAAGGGAUGCUCUUUUAGCUGUCAGUGAGAAUGAACUAUCAUGGGUAAGGCCAAGGUUCCAUUCUCUAGCGGUAUAGGAAGGUGACCCAAGUGGGGUGCAACAUACCAGUAUGGAUGUUUAUGGUCAGUGCCUAAGAAUGAACUUGCUGACAAACUAGCCUCCUGAACACUUCAUCCAAGAAUGCUUAGGUAUCCAGUGGACUUAUGCCCCACAAAUAAGGAAGAAAUCCUAUAAAUUUCAUAUAGAGGGAUGGUGAUAGGGAUAUGCAGUGACUUCCAAAGGAGGGGAAGGUGCUUGAUUUUGUAAGUGAGGAAGAUGAAGGCUGUUUUAUUUUCAUUACUUUCUGCCCAUUGGGGAAAAGAGACAGCUCACAGCAGAAGACCAUUUGUUGCCUGAGACCUUGGAAAGCUACUGCUAGUCUGAAGGGAUAAUAUUGAGCUGGAUGGACCUAUAGUGUUUCUGGGUAGAAGGUAAUUUCAGAUAUUGAUGAGAGGCGCUGCAGCAUAGAUUUGUGAAUGAAUGUGCCAAACACAAGCAAGAUGCAAGUUGUCCAACUCUGGCAUAUCUCCUUGUGCUACCACAAUGAAAAGUAUGAGAGCACAUAUGAGCAAAAAGUUAUAGUGCAUUUUCAUUGGCGUAAGAAAAAAAUAUGUUUACGGGGCAUUUUACUCAGUCACAAGGAUUGCAGAACUUACAUGCAUACACUUUGCAACUUAAGUAAAAAUCGGCCCUUGACCCUGUAGGUGCAUUAGUCCCAAACUAAUUUCAAGUGUAAGGGAAGAAAAGUGCUGUUACAUACCAAAAUCAUAUUACUCAGUUUGACACAUGCUUUUUUUUAUCAGUACACCUCUCAUGUAGCUGAAAGUCCUAAUCAUUAAUGGGCCUUUCCACACCUAAUGGCUUAUCCUUUGAAUUCUUGUCUCUUUGAAAUAAAUGCCUGAUGAGUAAGUCUUC
Messenger RNA from Eublepharis macularius, 4664 nucleotides. RefSeq names its product SANT and BTB domain regulator of CSR (gene SANBR). The transcript is spliced from 21 exons. The coding region runs from base 139 to 2295 and encodes 718 amino acids. The record is from RefSeq and is a predicted model, not a curated record. NCBI's taxonomy places the organism in Eukaryota, Metazoa, Chordata, Lepidosauria, Squamata, Eublepharidae.